Messenger RNA from Clupea harengus (Atlantic herring), 1136 nucleotides. Its product is annotated as E3 ubiquitin-protein ligase TRIM39-like. The record is from RefSeq and is a predicted model, not a curated record. Gene Ontology annotation, molecular function: protein binding. NCBI's taxonomy places the organism in Eukaryota, Metazoa, Chordata, Actinopteri, Clupeiformes, Clupeidae.
CUGCAAUUUCCGUCUUGUUUAGAAGAGAGAAGAGUGUGUGUGUGUGUGCACCGCUGUCGUGACAGAAGACAAAGCUUAUCGCAAAGGAUGGGAGAGAUGUCUGGGUACAUCUAUGAAAGUCCAGAUGUCUUUGAGGAAGAUAAACCUAGAAUGGACACAGAUGGGGACAUGUAUGCCAAUGUGGCUGUCAACAGGAGACACACAGUUCAGGACCCUCCAAGUGUUCAGAAAGCUGGACCCUUCAAGUUGGCUGUGGGGUGCUUGGUGCUGCUGUGUGUUGUCCUGUUGACUGUCAUCAUAGGGCUGUGUGUUAAGUUCGACACAGAGAGAGAUGAACUACAAAUUCAACUUUGUAACCUAGAAAAUGUCUUCAAGCGGUAUGCAGUAAACGUCACCCUAGAUCGUGAUACAGCAUACCCUCAACUCAUUCUGUCUGCUGAUGGGAAACAAGUGCGCUACAAAAACAAACGACGGAAUAUCACUGACAACCCAAACCGGUUUGGCACCUUUUACAGUGUGCUAGCAACACAUGGCUUCUCCUCUGGUAGAUUCUACUAUGAGGUGCAAGUCAGUGGGAAGACAGAGUGGAGUUUAGGAGUAGCCAGAGAGUCCAUUAACAGGAAGGAACGUGUUACCCUGAGCCCUCAGAAAGGAUACUGGACAAUAUGUCAGACAUAUAAUGACUACAAGGCACGAGAUGAUGCUUAUGUUGUUCUCUCCCUUAAAGAGAAGCCAGAGAGGGUGGGGGUGUUUGUGGAUUAUGAGGCAGGUUUGGUCUCUUUUUAUGAUGUCGACAGAUGGAAUCAUAUCUACUCUUUCAGAGGUCCCUCCUUCAAUGAGAUCAUCUAUCCAUUGUUAAACCCCGGGGGCUCUAAUGAAGGUGACAACGUGUCUCCAUUGAUUAUCAUGACCCCUGUUCUCUGUGCUAAAUGACUUCUUUAGUAGUAAUGUUUUUUUUCUCCCUUUUUUCUCGCUGUCAGACAUAUUUUGAUCUCCUAGCCCUUUCUUUUCAAAAACUGUAGUACUGCUUGUGUCAGCUGUGUCAUUCUGUUUUCGGUUCUGUGUGCUGUUUCAUGACUGCAAGAAAUGCGUUGAUGAUGUAACUCCUAUAUGAGAUUAAACAUUUUGAAAAUGAA